Molecule: messenger RNA, 1417 nt
Organism: Amborella trichopoda
Lineage: Eukaryota; Viridiplantae; Streptophyta; Magnoliopsida; Amborellales; Amborellaceae
Source: RefSeq, a predicted model, not a curated record
AUUGCAAAGCAAGUUCCCCAAACCGCCCAAGAAACACUACUCUUCCCUUUCUCAAUCCUAUUAUAUUAUAUCAUAAGCCCUCUCUCCCACUAGAAGUCCUUCUUCGCGUUAAUCUCUCGCUCAAAGUCCCUACAAAGUUCUCUCUCUCCAAAAAGUCUCUCUUCAAUAGUUUUCUCUCUCUUAAAAACCCUCUUUCAGGGCGAGGCUCUGAAGAUGGGGGGACCUGGAAAGUGGUUCUUGCUGGGGCGUUUGAGGAGCGCAAUCCAAAAGGUGAAGUUUUUGCUAUCACUCGACGUGAAAAAACUGAGAAUUCUAGCAGCUAGGGUUUUGAGCAGGAGGCAGUUGAGCUUAAAGGAACCAGCUGGGCUCAUUGAGUGCACAGAUGUGGAAGGGGGAUUAAGCCCAGGGGCAGGAAUGAGCCCAGGUGCCCCUGAUAUCGAUCAGAAGGCAGAUGAAUACAUAGCCAAUUUCUACAGGAGAAUGCAAUUGGAGAGACAAAUUUCUCUUGAUCUGAGGUACUGUGACAGGCUUGUGAGGGCUUCUUCGAGCUAAAUGCUGAGAUUGGGUUUCAAGUUUUUGAGAGAGUUUUUUGGUUGGGUUGAAGUUUUGUUGAUUUCUUUAGUGGCAGUUGAUCACUAUUCCUUCAAUUUUCAAUGGAUCGAAACAUAGCUUACCUGGUAAGUCUCUCUCUCUCUCUCUCUCAAACGCCAAUUUGAUCUCUCUCCAUCGAUUGAUGAACUUUGAUCGUAAAGAUUUUCAGUCAACUCUCUCUCUGUCAUCCAGCAUAAUCUAGAGCCACUUCCUUUCUCUCUCUAAAAUCAAGUUGUCCAUAAAUCACCCAAUCUCUCUCCCUAGAACUCAUCCUCGUAUUCUAGUGGAUGAAUCUAAGGGUCUCUUUCCCUCUCCUGUAUUACUCUCUAUGAUUGAAUCUUAGAGUCUCUCUCUAAUAAUUUGAGGCCCGAUUAUUUGAUAUUUUGAUGGUUUCAAUGACAAAUAAAGCAGGUAGAUGAUGCGUAGGGACUCUGAAUUAUGUUUCUUUUUUGGUUUGUGUUUGGUUUGGUUUGGAAUGGUGGGGCACGUAAUUUGGCGAUGCUUCCAACUCGUGUUUAUUUUAAUUUAUUUAUUUGAUUGGAAAAUUCCUAUUCUUUAUUGUAUUUAUCUAGCAGUUGGAGUUUUUUGCACAAGGUUUUGUGAAGAUUCGUUUAUGGUCAGGUACCAUUUUUGUGGCAGUGGGCAAGGCCAAGAAAAGAGAAAGAAAUAAAGCAAAUGUAUAUAUUUUAGUGCCAUUUUAAUGGUGUUCUAUGUAAAUUUUUCUCUUUUGUGUUGAAGAGUAUGUAAGAAUCUGUAUGUGUUGUGCAAGUUGGACCAUCAUGAUCUAAAUACUGUUAAAAUAAGAGAAGAGUCGUGCAAGAUUGUA